CAGCCUUUUAGUUCUGAAUAUAAAUGUUACUGAGAGGAAAUUAGGUUGGUUCGCAGAGAUCAGCCAGACCUUGCAGUGCAUCUUGCUGAGGAGCAGGUACCGCCAACCAGCACUGUGCUUCAGAUACUAGUACAUGCAGAAGGAAAAUGGAAGUCAUUGAGCUUGGAGAUGUUGACCUGAACUGUCCUUCCAACUGCCAAAUUCAUAACACCCAUUUCUUCGGAACUGACAGACAGAUAAUAAGGAGAGGGCAAGCCUUCAACUUUUAUGCUCGCUUCCAUAAUCGGGAAUGGGAUGACUCCAUGGAUCAGGCCAUUUUCACCGUGGAGACAGGUAGUCACACCCAAAAUAUGUGUAGUCUUUCUCAGUCCAUUUCUGGCCUCAGACCCUGCGAGUCAAAUGAGACGAAAUGUACAUUCCCAAUGGGCAGAUGUCUAGAUCAAACCUGCUGGAGUGCUUCCUACAAAAUUCAUCAACCAAAAUGCAUCAGUAUUAGUGUGUUUCCUCCCUCCAAUGCCUGCAUUGGCCGUUAUAUUCUCAAUAUGCAAAUCACAUCUUGUGGUCACACAUACCAGCGAUGUCUUGGAGAUUUUUAUGUCCUUUUUAACCCAUGGUGUGCAGAUGACCCUGUAUAUAUGGACAAUCAGGCUCAAAGAGAAGAGUAUGUUCUGAAUGAACAUGGCAUACUGUAUGAAGGAGUUCACAAACAUAUUACCUCUAGACCUUGGCACUUUGGACAGUUUGAAGAUGGAAUUCUGGAUAUCUGCUUGAAGAUUCUAGACAUGGGUGCAAGUUACCAUCAUGGCUCUGAUCGAGACCAUUGUUGGCGCAAUGAUCCUGUGCAUGUCAGCAUGGUGGUAAACCACAUGAUAAGCAGCCAUACCACUAACAGCAUCAUGAAGAUUCCAGAAAACAAUGAUUACCUGAAAGGAACAAAACCAUUUUCCUGGAAUGGAAGUGUCCCUAUUCUUCAGCAGUGGUAUAAUGGCAGAUGCAGACCAGUCAGAUACGGGUACUGUGGGUCUCUUGCUUCAGUAAUGUGCACAGUGAUGAGGUGUUUGGGAAUUCCAAGUCGUGUUGUCACAAACUUCUGUUUUCCAUGCUCAAAUGAGAAUCCCCUUGGUAUCAAUGAGAUUUUUGACUGUACUGGAAAAAACCUCUGUGGUAAAGACAAGCUAUGGCGGUACCACUGCUGGAAUGAAUCUUGGAUGGCUCGCAGAGAUCUAAAUCAAUGCUGUGGUGAUUGGCAGUGCCUGGAUCCAACACCUUUGGAAACUGGCAGAGGUUCAUCUUGCAGUGGUCCUACAUGGGUUCGAAGCAUCAGAGAAGGGGAACUGGACUUGGACUAUGAUGGUCAUCAUAUGUUUUCUCGGCUAAAUUCGAACUAUGUUGGCUGGCUUUCCCAAAACAAUGCCAAAAAAACAAAAGUUUUCUGUGACACUUGGCCAUGUGGACAACAUCUAAGCACUAAGAGUGUUGGCAGCGAGCAACUGGAAGAUAUCACUGGGAGUUACAAAUAUGAGCUAGGUUCUGUGAAAAGCAAAGAAGCCUAUUACCGGGCUUACAGAAGAAUUCACCCAGGGUACUGCAAUGCUUCCAACUGUCAUAUAGAUAGGGAGUUAUCAUCUCUGAAAAACCCAUUUUUGAGUGACAGCGGUAUUAACAUGAGGCUAAAGAUGACUAACUGUCCAAUGUAUGGUGAAGAUGUCCAACUGCACUGGCUGCUUGAAAAUUUGCGUAGUGAACCCAAAACCCUGAAGUUUAAUUUGUGUGCACAAAUAAUAACAUACAAUGGUUGCCCAAUGGAUCAAUUUUGGAAAGACAGUGUGUCUGUUACAUUGGGUCCGAGAGAAGUGAAAAAAAUCCCACUGUGUAUAUCAUAUAGUCAAUAUGGACCUUAUCUCUGUGAUCACAACAUUAUGAAAGUAGUUGCUGUCUCAGAUCCAGAGUGUGGAGAAGUUCUGAUGGUUAGCAGGGAUAUUGUGAUCAACAGGCCACCUGUUAUUGUUAAGCUAUUGAGCCAACCCAGGCUGAAAGUACCAUGUACAGCAGAGAUCUCCUUCUGCAAUCCUCUCCAGGAAGAUAUGAAGAACUGCAUAAUGACUUUAGAAGGCUGCGGUUUAUUCAAAGAGCCAAUGACCAUUGAUUUGGGAACACUGGCUUCCAAUCAGCAGGCACGGACUAUUGUGGAGUUCACACCAUACAGACUGGGCAGCCACCGGCUCCUAGCCAACUUCGGAUGCCACAAAUUUGCCUACUGCAAAGGAUGUGCCAAGGCUGAAGUGUGUAAUCCUGUGGGGCAGAACGGCUCCCUGCCCGUGGGGCAGAAUGGCUCCCUGCCCGUGAGCCAGAACGGGUCGCUGCCGGUUUGUGAGAAUGGGUCCCUGCCCGUGAACAGCUCUGGGCCGGUCCCUGUAGGGGACCCUGGGUUCAACUCCAUGUGUGAAUACAUAUGCAUCCCUGUGUGCAACCCGAACUGCAACCCAGGGGGCCCGCCUGUGUAUGACUUCGUGUACCUUCCUGCGGGCCAUCCCUUAUGCAACACCAUCUGCAAUCCAGGCUUCAACCCAAACAUCAAUCCUGGUUUCGACCCAGGGUGUGAUCCUGGCUUCCGAGUUAUAUGCGAGACCAUGCCUCCCGCUACGUGUGCCCCAAUGCCUCCGCCCAUGUACGGCUCUAUGCCGGUCCCAUCGUCCAACCCUGUGGGCCCCCCUAUGCCACACGUGGUGUUCGAGACAGGGCCCACUCCUGCACACCAGCCUGGAGGUGGAGGGGGGCCGAUGUCCUAUUCUGUCUCUGUCCCAGCAAAUAAUGCGGUGAGUGCCCUGCUGACCCAUUUCAUGGCUGGCCCCAGUCCCACUGCAGCAGCCCAGGCGGUCCCCACCCAUCUGCCAACCCACCCUGUGUGCUCUUCAGUUGCCAACACUGUCGGCAGUCCCAUGCCACCGCCUGCAGCCAUUUCAGUGCCAGCUGCCUCCCUCUCCCAUGUUGUCUGUGGCUCCGUGCCCUCUCCCACAGCCCAGCCUCCCUGUGGCUCCAUGGCCACCCUUCCGACCCAGCCCUUGAGUGCCCCAGUAGCCCAUGCUGUGUGCUCCCCAGCUCCCUGCCCUGAAGCUUCUCCGGUGCCCCGCUCUGCACGUAGCUCUACCCCUGCAGGGCUGCACCUUGCUGGCUCCCCAGUCCCCCGCCCUGUGGGACCCCCAGCAGCUCACUCGCUGUGCUCCCCAGCCCCCCGCCCCGUGGGACCCCCAGCAGCGCACUCACUGUUCUCCCCUGCCUCCAUCUCGGUGGGAGCUGCAGGGGUCCGCUCUGCGAGCUCACCCACCCCUUGUCCCGAGGAUUCGUCAACCACCUGCUUUGCAUCCCCCCCAACUCCCCGGCCUCUGGCAGCUGCCACAGCCCGCUCCCUCUGCAACCCUUCCUCUCGCUCGGUCUCCCGGGCUGUCUGUACCCCAGGGUCUCGCUCCGUCUGUGGCCCUCAGUGGGGGCCCUCCUGCACUACCACCACCACCACCUCCCGCUCAGGCUCCCACUCCACGUGGACUCCAACCUCCCGUUCAGCAUGGAGCCUCACAGGGCGCUCGGGUUACAUCCCCUUCUCCCGCACCUCCUACAACACGCUCACAGGCCCUCCCUAUAGCUCCUUGUCCCGCUCCUACAACACUUUGUCCCGCUCAGCCUACAACACCCUGCCCCGCUCUACCUCUCCCUCUGCUUACGCUACCCUGCCUCGCUCUGGCUCGCGCCCCACUGGAAGCGCCCUGACCCGCUCUGGGGCCCGCACCCCCUGGAGUCCCAGCAGGGGUACUCUCUCCUACUUCAAACGCAAAUACCUGUAA
Messenger RNA from Cygnus olor (mute swan), 3839 nucleotides. RefSeq names its product protein-glutamine gamma-glutamyltransferase 5-like. Lineage: Eukaryota; Metazoa; Chordata; Aves; Anseriformes; Anatidae. Gene Ontology annotation, molecular function: protein-glutamine gamma-glutamyltransferase activity. The record is from RefSeq and is a predicted model, not a curated record. The coding region runs from base 147 to 3839 and encodes 1230 amino acids. Gene Ontology annotation, biological process: peptide cross-linking. The transcript is spliced from 13 exons.